Jaculus jaculus (lesser Egyptian jerboa) is the source of this 3378-nucleotide messenger RNA. It is a transcript of the gene Nutm1, whose product is annotated as NUT midline carcinoma family member 1. Bases 67 to 3378 code for a protein of 1103 amino acids. NCBI's taxonomy places the organism in Eukaryota, Metazoa, Chordata, Mammalia, Rodentia, Dipodidae. The record is from RefSeq and is a predicted model, not a curated record. The transcript has 7 exons.
CCUGGACCUGACUGUCUCAUUCUGGAGGCUUCCACACAGCUGCCAUUGAUACCCAAACCUGAGAGAAUGGCUUCAGAUGGAGCAUCUCCUCUGCCUGGACCAGAUGUGGCCAUGAAAGCUGGUGCUACCCACUCUCCUUUUACCACACUUCCCUUUCCAUCACCAACUCCUGGUCCACCAGACCAAGCACCCUGGGAGCCAUCUCCACAGCAUCCAGUGACUCCAGCAUUCUCUCCAGGAAACCCUCUGCUGCUUUCUGCUUUCCCAAGUUCACUGUUGGUGACAGGAGAUGGAAGUCCUGGCCCCAGGGCUGGGACUGGCCAAGUCAUUGUCAAAAUUAAGACUGAAGGGGGUCCUGCUGAGCCCUCUCAGACCCAGAAUCUUAUUCUUACUCAGACAGCUUGUAAUUGGAUUGCCUCAGGUGCUCCCUGUGAAGGUCCUGAUAGGCUUCCACCUAGAUACUUGACAGCCUCUAAUGUGAAGACCAUUCUACCCACUAUGGCUAUUGGAGUAAGCCAGGAGGUCCCCACAGGACUACCUCUUCAGGCUGCACCACCAGCUGCCCAACUGGCUCCCAUUGUACCCCUUGAGAAGACUUGGCCAAGGCCACAAGGGACAACUGGGGAAGGAGGCCUCAUGGCUGCACAGAAGCCCUUACAAGAUGACCUUGCCUGUGCUUCCAAGGGUGUUUAUGAGAACUUUCGACGCUGGCAGCGCUACAAAACCUUGGCCAGGAGGCACCUAUCCCAAAGUCCUGAUGUAGAAGCUCUUUCCUGCUUUCUAAUCCCAGUGCUGCGUUCCCUGGCCCGCCGAAAGCCCACCAUGACCCUAGAGGAGGCACUUCCUAGAGCUCUGCAGGAGUGGGAGUAUACCAGCAACUUUGACCGGAUGAUCUUUUAUGAAAUGGCAGAGAAGUUCAUGGAGUUUGAGGCUGAGGAAGAGCUGCAGAAACAGAAUACAAAGCUGAUAAGAGGCUCUCAGGGUCUCUCUCCUGUGACCCCUUUGAAACAUGAUCCGCCAGGGUCCCUGACCCCUGAGGCUUGCCAGCAGCCAGUGUACAUUCCAAAGAAAGCAGCCUCAAAGACACGGGCUCCUCGCCAGCGGCAGCGCAAAAGCCAAAGGCCUCCAGUUCUUCAGGCGCCAAAGGAGAUCCCACCAGAAGCUGUGAAAGAAUAUUCUGACAUCAUGGAAGGGCUGGUGAGGAGUCCCUUAAACACAGGGAGGUCACAUGGAAAACAGGAGGAAGAGGAAGAAGAGCAGCAAGAGGAUGAAGGGAUAUAUCCAGAUCCAAGACUCCUGAGUUACUUUGAUGAGCUAUGUUCUCAUGAAGUCUUUGUCUCCAAGGUGGAGGCCAUCAUUCACCCUCAAUUUCUGGCAGAUCUGCUGUCCCCAGAGCAACAGAGAGACCCUUUGGCUUUAUUUGAAGAGCUGGAGCAAGAGGAAGGACUCACUUUCGCCCAGCUGGUCCAGAAGCGACUUUUGGCCUUGGAAGAUGAGGAAGAUACACAGCCACCUCCAAGUAGAACUCAGUCAGAUUCAAGUCCUUCUGUUUCUGAUGAAGAGGAAGAUGGGGGUCAGCGGCCUCGGACCACCCUUGGGCCUCAUGGGGCUGGGGGCACUAUUCGCAUUCAAAUGUCUGCUUCUCCAGGCAAGCAGGCAAGAGAAAUACAUGAUAGGCAGGAGCAAGCUCUAGGUAGUUCAAGAGGGAUGUGCAAGGAUGGGCACACUCUGCCAGCUUCCAGCAGCUGGGGCCUGGAGCUAGAACCCGCAGUUUCACGGGGAAUGCAAGAAUCCUUGGGUAUGCAGGGAAGGAGAUGUGGGCAGGUUGUAAGCCAGCUGUCUGUACAACAGGAUGGCCACCUGGGAGGUGCUGGGUCCCCUAGACACUACCUAGUUGCAGAUAGGACUUCAGAGGCUUUGUCCCUUUGUUGGCAAGAAAGUGCUCAGCCUAUGAGAGGCUCCAGUUUGGAUGCUGGACUUACAGAGCCAGCUCUUCUACAAGGACAUGGGUUAGAAAAGCAGGUCCUUGGAAUACAGGCAGGUCAACAGGUGGGGGAAGAGAUAGUGCUUACUCAAGGAAGAGAAUCUUCAACAGUGUCCCAGGAAGGCUCUUCGAGAACCGUGUGGGGAGGUCCUCCCAUGGUUCAGAAGUCCUCUCCUAGAGGAGCUGGCAGCCAAGACAAGGUUUCUGUCGGCCCAGGACUUUGGCUGAGCAGUGAAAUGGAUACUUUAGGCUCGGAGUUGCCCAUACAAGUUGGAAGGGUCAUAGAGAGCCCCCAAGAUGGGGAAUAUAUACAAGGGCAUGAGACACUGGGAUCCAGAAGCAGCAUUUCUCUGGGUCCUGGACAAACUUCAGCACCUGGGGAUGUGGGGGGCAGCAUGGUUCCUUGUGCAUGCACAGAUGCCACUACUGUGAAAAAGAGAAACUUCUGUAGCCUGCCAGGGCCUCUUGUGGGCACCAAACCAGCUCUGGGGUCCAAAGAAAAGGGAAAUCAGAGUCCUGAGACCACCCAAGAUCCCAGUGAUCUGUGGGCUGAAGGCUGUACCCCACUGCUGGAAAGAAUUGGUGUCCCCACACUGGAGUCUUCCAAAGACUCCCAGGUGCCCACAUGCCAAGGCAAUCUCUGUAUCCUUGGGAUCCAGACUAGCCAAGAGGCUGAGAGCAAAGGCAAUUCCCUUUUUGCUCUGUUGGAAACCACAGAACAUGGUAACAUGCUACAUGUUAGAGAUAAGAGUGACCCACAAGCAGGGGCCAGUGACGAUUCCUGUUCACGCAAUUUUAAGUCUUAUGACCUCCAACGAGGGGGUAGGGAAGAUUCUACUUCAUCCAAGCCCAAUGAUCUUGUUCCGUUACAAAGCCAUCAAGAAUCUUUCACACUUGGAACCCCCAAAUCAACAUUUCACCAGGCCCUUGGAGGCACCUCCCUUAAAUGGGGAGCUAGGGGCACUUCAGUUCUGAGAGAAACAUCUACUAGCAAAACCAGCAGUUUAGCACAUAGGGCCAGAGGACGGGAGAAAGAGGAAGAUGAGGAACUCUCCAACUUUGCCUACCUCUUGGCCUCAAAACUUAGCCUGUCUCCAAGGGGUCUUUCCCUUGGUCCUCACCAUGCCGCUACAGACCAAGGAGUCGAGAAAGUAUCCUACACUUCUGCUGAGCCAGGAAGCUUUGGCCAAACUCCAUGCCCUGCUACCAAGUCUGGGAAGCAAGCUGUAGUUGGAGGCCCAGUCCCUGCUGUAAAGAAAUUGCAGCCAGGUCAGCUUGGGGUCUCUGGGGAGAAACAUUUGGCUCUGGGAGUGGUACAAUCCCCGCAGCCUCGUAAAAGACGACGUGACAGCCUUGUCACUGGCAGAAGAAAGAAACGACGUCGUAACCAGUAG